GUUGCUUCAUUUUUCUGCUCGUUGCAUACUUUUUAUGUAGUAAUUGUAAUGAUUUUUACCUAUUCCAUAUUAAUAUAUGCAUAUACAAAAAGAAAAAUUUUUGUAUAAUUGUUUACAUCUCAUUAAUUCAACGUUUUCAAUAUUCAAAAUUCAUGGCAACAUCUGCUCUCAAAACGACAGCCCACUUCGCAACUGUCAGCGCAGCCAACUAAUAAAUUUUCACCUUCUUUUCCUUUCUUUUUCUGCCUCCAUUAACGAGUGUCAGCAAAUUUAUAUUUUUCACUAAAUUAGCAAAGAUGGAGAACGACGCCGGCGAGUCUGUUGAUUUGUACUGCCCAAGGAAAUGCUCUGCUUCCAACAGAAUUAUCCACGCUAAGGAUCAUGCUUCAGUGCAAUUGAGCAUUGUUGAUGUUGACCCUGAAACUGGCCGCAUGACUGUUGGCUCAAAGACUUACGCUAUCUGUGGUGAGAUCCGUCGUAUGGGCGAAUCUGAUGAUUGCAUUGUGCGUCUGGCCAAGAAAGACGGUUUGAUUACCAAGGUUUUCUAAAUGUAGAUACUUCUUUCAAUAAAAUUGCAGUUUUUAAGAUUUUAACUGGA
Molecule: messenger RNA, 598 nt
Organism: Bactrocera oleae (olive fruit fly)
Lineage: Eukaryota; Metazoa; Arthropoda; Insecta; Diptera; Tephritidae
Gene: RpS21
Product: ribosomal protein S21
Biological process (GO): endonucleolytic cleavage to generate mature 3'-end of SSU-rRNA from (SSU-rRNA, 5.8S rRNA, LSU-rRNA); endonucleolytic cleavage in ITS1 to separate SSU-rRNA from 5.8S rRNA and LSU-rRNA from tricistronic rRNA transcript (SSU-rRNA, 5.8S rRNA, LSU-rRNA); translation
Cellular component (GO): ribosome; cytosolic small ribosomal subunit
Molecular function (GO): structural constituent of ribosome
Source: RefSeq, a predicted model, not a curated record